UUUAAAGACACAUCAUGUGGAAGAAGAUGCAAAUAACUAACACUUCACAUCACACAGAAACACACUCCUCGACAUGGUGGUGGUGGAAUCAUGCUGUGGGGAUUUAGCAGAGACAGGGAAGCUGAUGAAAGGAGCUAAAUGCAAUGAAAUAUGUCUGCAAAAGACUCCAGAGAGAAGUGGUCUCACCUUUCACCCCACAGAGCAGAAAUGAAAUUGUUUACUUCAAUGUUUAUUCAUGUGCUGAUCGCUACUUAUACUUUUGCGAAGCAUAAUGUAUUCACUGACGGAAAUGUAUGCAGGAAACUACAGAAGAGGGCACCUUUGGGUUAAAAAAUGCUGGAAUAGAGAAGCAGCUCAGAAAGGAGAGCAAAUUCUUUCACUAUUGACUGGAAUAAGUAAGAGAUGGAAAAAAGUACCUGGAAAAGGUGAAGACUGAGAAGGGAGGAGAGUAAUUGAGACAAGGGAGGGAGGGAGAAAAGGCAUCUGAUGAAGAGGGGGAUAUGCACAAACACACACUCUCACACACACACACACAGGGAGAGAGGGAGAAAAGAAACUGUUAAAGCGUCUGUUCGCCGUUGCCAGUCUCAGCAUCGCUCAGUUUGUGCAGGAGGCUGCAGCUCCUUCCCUCCAGGAUCUCUACCAGCAUCACUGAGCAGAUCUGAAGUCUCUUCACUCUCAGCUGGGAUCACUUCAUGAUUUCUUCCUCUUUCCUUCCUUUCUUUUUGUUUUUUUCUUUUUGGUAAAUGGAUGACAACAGCCAACCGUAUAUAAAUGGAUUUCUCGCAGCUGAACUAAUUUGAGUUCAAACACGGGAUCUGGAGAGGCGGGGGGAGAGAUCAGACAGAACAGGGCGCUCCAAGUCAGCUUCUUCUUCUGUGUUGUUUGUUUGCGGGAGCAGCACUUCAUUGUGCCUUGGAUAUGGGACCGUGCGUCAGCCCAGCGGGAUCCGGUGCCGUGGGAAGAGCGUCGUCCUGAAGCAGGAAAAAGACCCUCUGCUGGGUUUUCUUCUUCUUCUUUGAUUCUAAUUAUUCUCUCGAGGGAGGGGCGGCUUUGAGAUUUACGCGCCGGAAUGAUGCGUCCCAACCGCGGCUUCAUCCUGCUCCUCCUCAACGGAACCGCUUGUUUGGUGGUGAUAGGUCAAGAAGAUGACUCCUCCAACUCCAAGAGCUCCUCGGACGCCUCCUCCAAGACGGCGGGCCUUCUGAACGGACAAGCCUCUCACUCGCCCCUGAGCCGAUGGAUGCAGCAUAGUAAAAGCAGAGCUGCUAACUCCACAUCCCUGGAGCUGCCUUACCGCUCCCCAGUCCCUUUCUCCAAGCAGGAGUUCUCCAAACAAGAAUUCUGGGAGAUGUUAGGCAGUGACCUGCUCAAACCAGACGCCUCCAGCUCCAGGGUCAAGCGCCGGCCGAUUGUUAAAACCGGCAAGUUCAAGAAGAUGUUCGGCUGGGGAGACUUCUACUCCAACAUCAAAACGGUGAGGCUCAACUUGCUCAUCACCGGCAAGAUUGUGGAUCACGGCAACGGCACGUUCAGCGUAUACUUUCGCCACAACUCGUCGGGUCAGGGCAACAUCUCCGUCAGCCUGGUCCCGCCAGUCAAGGCCGUGGAGUUCGACCUGGAGCGCCAGAGCGUCGUCUACCCAAAAGACUCCAAGAUAUUUAACUGCCGCGUGGACUACGAGAAGGUGGAUCGGCAAAAGCGCACCUCGUUGUGCAACUUCGAUCCAUCCAAGACCUGCUUUCUGGAGCAGACCCAGAGCCACGUCUCCUGGAUUUGCUCCAAGCCUUUCAAAGUCAUCUGUAUCUACAUUUCCUUCUACAGUACGGACUACCGCCUAGUGCAGAAGGUUUGCCCGGACUACAACUACCACAAUGAGAUGCCCUACCUGCCUUCAGGCUAGAGGAAGCAUGAGGGGUAGGAGAGAGGAAAAGCGGGGGUGACUGAACAUGUGAGGAGGAAACAAGGGCGGAAAAUGUCAGCAAGACACCUUAAAACAAAACAAAACAUGUAGCCUGACUAUUGUAAGAUGUAAAAACAUAUAUGCAAACUACAGUAUGCAUUUAAGAAACAUCCGGGACUGGCAGUGAAACUCUACCACCAACACAUUUUACCUCAGUCCUGUUUUGAAACUCGAACAUCUGCACAGCAUUCCUCCAAUCAAUUUAGUCGUUUCUGAAUCUUAUCUCAGUGUCCUUUUUAAUCGCCCUUUGCAAAGUCGCAAGAAUUGAAAGAGGGCUUUUAAAUGGUGCGGUAAUUCACAAGAGAGCUGCAGACAGAUUCAGCGUUUAUGAUAAUUAUCAUGUCGUGUUUAACAUUGUGCUCUCUAAAGAUGAUUUAAACAGACCACGGGGAACAUAAAGUAUUCAUUUGCUCACAAAGUGCAGAUGAAUGUGGAGUGUAACCAACCGCAGCGUCAUUAAAGUGACGCUCAGACCUUUCAAAGGGCAGACGUUUAAGGGAACUCGGUGCCAAAACAAUGCCAAAACUUCUGACGCAAACAUCAGCAAAUCCCAAUAUACCCAUCAAUUAAAUCCCCUCCAAAUAAAAUGUAUAAAUAAACAGAAAGUGCUUUGCAGCAUUUCAGGUCCAGGGCUUAGGACAAGCUCGGUGUGAAGGCAAUAACGAGAUUGUACGGUGGUGCAGAAUUGGAACCUCCACACUGAUGAGAGCGAGUACAAGGUAGCGGGGUGAGAGAUGCAGAGAUUCAGAGCUGUUUUAAUUAAAGUGGAGAAGGAGACGUGGGGUAUGCGGCGCCUUCUAUUGUCCCUUCUGUAUGAAAAAGAUUACAUUUUGUUGCCGUCAGGAUUCCUGAUUUCACGCCUUGAUAACUUUGACUGUGUGCAGGAGAUUGCUCUCUCCCUCUCUCCUGACAAAUACUGCAUUCACCAAAGUAAACCCAGUUAUCUUGAAUAAAUGAAAAUAUUAUCAUAAUAAUUACAUAUAAUUUAAUCUCUUUCAGAUGUAAUUAAGGCUUCAAUGAGAGCGCAAAAUGUGUUCCUAAAAAUCGAGUCAGUGGGAAGGAGGAUAAGAGAAUAUUCAGUGAAGAUUGUUGGGAUGUAUUCGCACGGCGCCAGCAGCCACAGUUUAGCCCUGAGUUAACUGCUCUCAUUAAGAUAAACGGCCACUAGCUGGCCCGUCUCAUAUUACACACACAAACAAUAUCAGAGCACAGCCAAGAAAUAAAUCAAGUUGCCUGAAUCUUUUCACGUUGAAAGGUUACGAGGACACGACGACUUUUUGGUUAAUUAACAAGGAACAUUCACAAGGCAGGUGUGAAGAGCCAAUAAACAGAUCAGAUAUCCAGUUUGAUGCCAAUGUGGUGUGACAUUGGUGAUAAAGUUCAGAUAUGAGCAGAUCCCAGAUGGAAACAUAAAGCCGUCCUGUGGGGGCGCGAGCAUUAGCUGCUCCUUUGAGCCACUUUACUUACAGAGCGUCAGCAUGAAGACCAAAAUUAGGACAUAAAUUUCAAUUUAACCCUGUCAUGCAUAACGGUCACUGCAGUGGACAGCUAUCUUGUGUUUCCUGUGGAUUUUUAAGUUAUAAAUGCACACAGAGCACUGAAGUGUCUGUGUGCAUACACAGGGUAGCUGUGUGUCGCACAAUUCACCGCCAACUACUGGCCAUCCACUGCAACAGCAAGUAAAUCCAAUAUGACAGAAAAAACAUGCCUCCAAUCCGUCCUUCUACUGUAGAGUCAAGUAAAGACUAAUACUACUGAUGUAUGUUCCAAAUAACUUACAACUGAUCACAUGAACAAAAAUCCUAGAAAUCAGAAAAUCAAAAACACUUUGGAAAAAAAAUCCUGACAUAAGGGAUCAUAAUUCAUGCAUGGAAGGGUGAAAAUUGCAAAUAUAUACACAUUUAAAGAGAGCCUCGUUGAAAACAUCUUUACUCUGUGGUGCAAAACUGAACUGUAAGUACAUUAUUGCGAAUGUAAAAUAAAAAUAAAUCUUCCAUGUCCUUUAGGUUCUCCGUAGCACAAAUACCAACAAUAGGACAAAAUAUUGACCCUUUGGAACUACGUUACUUAAUCGAGGCACCAUCAUGGACACCGGAAGUGAGGGACGGGAGUUUUUAACAAAGCGACUGAAGUUGUUUUCCCAAGUUAUUUUUAACAGUUUAUUCAUGGCUUCUACUUGUUCAAGUCGAGCUAAAGUAACAUACCUGGUUGGGGCUCAUAGGUGGGUGUAUUUAUUUACAGAAGUCUGAAUUAACUAGCUUAGAAACCCGCCCAUACCUCCUUCCUCCUAGCAUGUUGAUCAAAUUACCGACUUUGCUUGAAUUCACACCACAUGAUUUAUGUCACUAUGUCAUAAACAGCGUUUCCUCUUAAACCGAGGCAGGAUUAAAAACGUACAGAAGACAGAUGCUAACCAGUUUAUUUCCUUACAUGCUAGGCUACAUGACGGUGUGGCACUGUCUCCAUGGUUACCAACCGUUAGACGCUACAUUCGCCAUAGUGAACUAGCGCCAUAGAGCUACAAUAUGUGAUAACAUCUCACAUUUUUCAAUAUGUAAUACGUUUCUAAUCAUACGUACUUAUAAAGUUUAUGAACGUUAGUCGUCUUACCU
Messenger RNA from Poecilia reticulata (guppy), 4575 nucleotides. Its product is annotated as neurexophilin-1. Lineage: Eukaryota; Metazoa; Chordata; Actinopteri; Cyprinodontiformes; Poeciliidae. Gene Ontology annotation, molecular function: signaling receptor binding. The record is from RefSeq and is a predicted model, not a curated record.